Pezoporus occidentalis (night parrot) is the source of this 925-nucleotide messenger RNA. RefSeq names its product surfactant protein B (gene SFTPB). Bases 1 to 876 code for a protein of 291 amino acids. Lineage: Eukaryota; Metazoa; Chordata; Aves; Psittaciformes; Psittacidae. Gene Ontology annotation, cellular component: alveolar lamellar body; multivesicular body. The transcript is spliced from 8 exons. The record is from RefSeq and is a predicted model, not a curated record.
AUGGGGCGAGCACCGGCCCCGGCACCGGCGCUGCUGGCGCUGCUCUGCGCAGCCGCAGGGUUUGGGGUGGUCUAUGGGGUGCCCCCCCCAACCCGGUGCCAGACCGGGGACACGGAGCUGAGCUGCCACGACUGGGACCCCCCCGGCACGGACAUGUGUGCCAGCUGCCAGCAGGUCAUCGCCCUCCUCAUCCGCAUGGCCAACGAGUCGGCCACCAAGGCUGCGGUGGAGGGGUUCCUGUGGCACGAGUGCGCGGCGCUGCCGGUACCCGCCAUGGUGCCGCCGUGCCAGGAGCUGGUGCACCAGUACUGGAGCCUGCUCCUCACCGACAUCGAGGGGCGCCUCAAGCCCUCGGCCGUGUGCGCCCGCCUGGAGCUGUGCCCGGGGCAGGCGGGGGGGGGCCCGGCCCUGGCCCUGCUGGAGCCGCUGCAGAACCGCCCGCAGGGGGCGCUGCCGGUGCCGCGGUGCUGGCUCUGCCGCUCGCUGGUGGCGCGCCUGGAGGCGGCGGUGCCGCGGGCGCGCGUGGCCGAGGCCGUGUCCGCGCUGUGCCGCGCGCUCCCGCUGGCGGCGGCGGGCGCGUGCCAGUGCCUCGCGCAGCGCUACGCGGCCCUCGCGCUGGAGCGCGCCCUCGCGCGCAUGGGGCCCGCGCUGCUCUGCCGCGCGCUGCUCGGCUGCCGCCAGGAGGCGCCGACCCCGCGGGAAACGCGCGCCCCCGUGGCGGGAAGAGACGCGGACCUGGUCCCGGUCCCCCCCCUCCUGGAGCUGUCCCCGAAGCCGGGUCCCUGUGUCCUGGGCCCCACUUAUUGGUGCUCCAGCCCCACGGCCGCGCAGCGCUGCCAGGCCCUGCAGCACUGCCAGGAGCACGUCUGGCUCUAGGGGACCCCCGGAGCCCCCCCGGCACCGCAAUAAAGCUUCCGCAUCGCCC